Penaeus vannamei (Pacific white shrimp) is the source of this 1209-nucleotide messenger RNA. Lineage: Eukaryota; Metazoa; Arthropoda; Malacostraca; Decapoda; Penaeidae. The record is from RefSeq and is a predicted model, not a curated record.
AUGCCAAUCCGAGGAUACCACCAAUGCCCUUUUAUUUAUGACAAGCAGCCGUACAGCCACACAGAAAACCAUCCUCUUCUCCUCGGGCGCGUGUGGCGAUGGGUUCGUCUGCCUCUGCUCGGAAGGUCGUGGCUUCUUCGGAGGGAGAGCUCCAGCGUCUUGCAAGUGGGCGGGGGGUCGCGCAGGAAGGUGUCGAGGACCUUGACCCACGCCGAGAAGAAGAUCGAGUACAAGAGUCCGUUUCAAGCUGUCGAGGACGUGGUGGUGGUGGUGGAGGAGGACCCCAGCGGGAGGGGGUGCAUCUCCCUCCCCCCGCCCCCCGCCCUCCAAGACCAGCCAGGGAGACGACCUCACGUCAAGGAUGUGGUGGAGGUCUUCAAGGACUCCGGGACGGGAUCCAACAACACGCCCUCGACACUCUGUAGCGACUCCGGGACUGGCAACUGCAACCUGACGUAUCACGAGCGGCGCGAGGAGGCGGGUAACCUGGCCAUCGUGCCCAUCCCGGUGUUCACGAGGCAGCAGUACCGGGUCGUCACGCCCACGUCCGCCGCCCGCCACACCCACCGGGUCCGCCGCAUCUGCUCCUCCGCCUCCGCCCGCGCCGCCUCCGCCACACGCCCGCACAACCACCCGCAGAACGCCCAAGACAUGGCCUCGGGCUCCCCGCCCUCCAACGUGGUCACGGGGCGCCGCCACUCCUGGUGCUGCCCCCAGGACGGCCUCGACGCCAAGCAGUACCGCACGCAGAGCACCCAGACGUUCAAGUCCCCGAAGAACGGCGACUCGGCGGAGCUCAGCCCCCAGCACCCCCCCGGGGGCCAGCGCUGCGACCACCGCGAGCCGCAUCACCUCCACGACCACGAGCACCUCCCGCCCUUCAGCGACCUGGGCCCCUCCCACGACGGGCGCCGGCCGAGGGGCGCCGACGACUACCCGGCCCUGAGCCCCCGCGACCUCCCGGAGCUCUACGUCCCUCGCCCCGGCGGCGACCACGUCAUCGACCUCGACGACGACCCCGUCUUCGUCGUCGCCAGCGCCUGUGAAUAUAAAAGAGACAACGAAAAAAUAAAUGACCAGAAUGACUGUCCUGCACGAAAAAUGAACAAGCAACAUAGAAUAACUCGGAGUAGAGGUUAUGUCAGUGUUGACAUAAAAAGGCUUGUCCUGGGAGAGCUUCUGCUUAAGGGGAACUGCUUGCUUCCAUGA